Messenger RNA from Drepanopeziza brunnea f. sp. 'multigermtubi' MB_m1, 3849 nucleotides. RefSeq lists its product as uncharacterized. Lineage: Eukaryota; Fungi; Ascomycota; Leotiomycetes; Helotiales; Drepanopezizaceae. Gene Ontology annotation, molecular function: protein binding. The record is from RefSeq and is a predicted model, not a curated record.
AUGCUACGAUCGAAGUCUAUUUUCGCGAUCUUGCUAGCCUCGAGCCUUCUCUUUAGUAGAGCUCAAGGAUUUUGGUGGCGCCAAAAAAUAGUCAUCGGCUAUGCAGCACUUUCCGAAGAUGAGGCUACGCGGAUCAAUGAAGACAACAAGCUACAUGUACCUGAUGAGUCCUCACAGGAUCAAUUAGGAAGUGGCUUUUAUAUGGUCAACGAACCUGGUAACUGGCCGAGUGAAGCAGGGCUUUGGUAUUGUGCUAUCAAAGCAAGACGAAGGAGGAUAAAACGUGCUAGCAAAGUCUACGUCCCGAGGUCGUAUGAAAAACUGACCUCGAAUGGUGUUGAGCAACAACCCUUAUGGUUCCAAGACGAAAAAAUCAUCGGGGAGUACAUCCAGUCACAUGCAUUGAUGUCAGAUCCCGAGAAAGCACUGCGUUUCUCACGAAUUAUGAAUCUCAAGAAGCGGCAGCUGCAAAUGGUUAUUCCAACGAAAGCGGUAGAGGAUAAUAAGUUGGAUUUAUGGGCCAAAUGCUUUGAAUCAGAAGAAAAGCUGAAGAGGUUUUCGAAGGGUGUAAUUGAUUGGGAAGGUUGGACGAUUAGAGGAGAGAGAGAUAGGUCACAAACGGGCUUGCCUAAUGGGGUGGUAAGAGAGAGGAGCGAGAGGAGCGAGAGGAGAGAGAAGAGAGAGAGGAGAGAGAGAGGAGAGAGAGGUACCGGUACCUUGCAUUCCUUGAGUCGGUGCGCCAAGAUCUACGGAGAAGCGAGAAGCGACAAUCCAUCGCUCUCAGGUAUUCUUAAGGUUUGGCGACCAGACCUCCGACCUCCCCAACCUCCAACCUCCAACCUCCAACCUCCAACCUCCAACCUCCAACCUCCAACCUCCAACCUCCAUCCUCCAACCUCCAUGUGCGACAUGGGCAUACCGGCGAUGCGCCCGAUCUCUGUCCAUAGCUGCACUGAACCUCACCUCCCACUCGAUCUGUUUCUCCACAGACGGCGCGCAAGCGCAACAUCGGCUCACGUUGCUUUCCACGGCCUCAAGGUUGAAACACCAAGUGGGAGAUCGAUGGCCGAGAAUGGCAUGCAGAGGCCAGCGGCUUUCGCUGGUGUGAGCACCACGGUCCGAAAAAUCCCGCCCAACUUACGACCUUCAGCUUCGAACUCCUCGCUGUCGACUCAAACCCCUAUCUCUGCGAAGCAAGUCGUCGCACUGGCACAAGAGGCAAUGAAGAAUGCUGUUGAGGAGAACCGAACCAAGGCUGCGGAGGCCAGUGAGGUUAGCAACGAGUUGAAGCCAGGAGUUACGAUCGAUCUGAGCCACAAGCAAAUCCAGAAUUUCCCUGAGGAGGUCGUGGAUAUUAUCAAGACUGAGCUGGAGAGGCUUGCCUUGUCACAUAAUAUGAUAUCCACGCUCCCCUCAGGAUUCUCGGAAUGUACCUCUCUACGAUACUUGAAUGUUCGCAACAACUUUAUACGAGAGUUUCCUCAAUCUAUAUGCCAGUUGACUUCUCUCGAAAUUCUGGAUCUCGGCAGAAACAAGCUCAAGAUUCUCCCACUCGAACUGUCCAAACUGACUUCACUUAAAGUGUUGUCUGUCCAAAAGAACAGAAUCGAAGUCCUGCCCUUUUGCCUCGCAGAUAUGGCGUCUCUACAAGUUCUCAAACUCGACGGCAACCCUGUUAGAUUCCCACCCAAGGAGAUCUUGCAGCCCCAAGCUACAACGCCGCCAAAUGGAGGAUUUCAGGAGAAUGAAAUGGACGAUAUUGCUGUUACACUACAAAUCAAGAGAUUUUUGAAGCAGAAGGUUAUAUCAGACCGUUCAGAGACAGAGUCCGGUGGAGAAGAGUCUAGUGAGGGAACCGAGACUCCUCGGCCCAUGAAGCGUGUCAUGAGUGGCAGGUUCCCCAUAAAAGUUAACGGUUCCGAUGUACCGGAUCUGCGAUCGCCAGCUCUACCAAGGCCGCCUCCAAUUCCCUCUCGCUCACAUUACCGGGGGCUGUCACAGCAAAAUGCCGCUUUACGGCGACCAGGUUUCCUGCCCCUGACGAUUGGUAGCGCUAACGAACGACUUCGCAGCAAUAGCGAAAGCUUGCUGCAAGCGAACAGGGACCGCUCUUCGGACCGCUCGAGGAGGAUGGGGAUCGUGUCAAAGAAAUCCGCUGAGUUGGAUACUGUGGACGAGACAAAGACUAAUCGCUACAGCCACUACAGAGGUCUCAGCCAUGGCUCUGCUAUGCAAGGUCCUAAUGGGGUGAAUGGAAAGGUCAAUUCUAUAGGUCCUUCUAGUCCAGCAGAUCCGUCUAUUCAAAGACCAACUUACAUUCGGCGUCUCUCGAGUCUUCCAGAGCGUAAACGAGAGUCAGUCUCGCCUAAUCCUGUUGUCGAGGCCGCUAUCAGCAUUCUCUAUGCGCUAUUUCAGGUACAUCCGCUCAUUCAAAGCCUUCUUGGUGUCACUCGUGAUGGUUCGAACAAGCGAACAAGCCUCGAAAGAGUGUUCUACAAUGCUACGACCCACGUGGACGAGCUCGAUCGACAUAUUCAAGAUUACAUGGACUAUUCCGAGGACCAGGAAGCCCCGCGCUCUUCCGAAAAUGUGCACAGGGCGUGCGUUGCUUGUGUUGGUGCAUAUGUGCAUGUCUGUGGCCUACUCCAGAGAAAUGUAGGAACACUCCUCGAGCAUGGCGAUCCUCGAUACAUUCGUACACUCCUCCUGCUUGUCUUUGGAAGCACUGCAGAAAUUCGCAAUGCUGGGGUUGCGUACAUGCAGGCCAAUCGUCAAUCACUGUCUCAAGUUCUGAAAGUGCAGGAGGAAUCGCGGUUGAAAAGGUUUCCGCCGAGAGAUAAAUCUAUCACGCCGACACGUGAACGGCCUGGCACGAGUUCAAGAGCGCGUAGUGCGACAGUUGUUCAAAAUUCGAACCUCCGGGUCGCCACGGGUGGCCCUACACUACCAUUCAUGAACGGUACUGGGCGAGCUGCCACAAUGACAAAUCGGACCCCUCGUUCCGGGGAAUCCUUCGCCUCAUCGACAGCAUCUGGUAGUCGACUGGGCGGCGAUUUCACUGAAGAGGACCGUAUUUUUGAAAAGAUUUUCCUGCGCCUACAGGAAUCGUCGGAGAUGACCAUCAGGGCUUUACCCCAUGUCAACGGCCACUUCUACAACGCAAUGGAAACCGGGAGUAAACAAAGCAAACCAGACCAGCCCCGAAAAUUCUGGCAACAUUUGAUCAAUCGAACAGCUACGGCGUUACAGACUGCUGAAAACCUUAAGUCCCGGCUCUCUCUCAUUCGAUUGAAGGAUCCCGGGAUCAGAACUCAAGGCAAUUUCUGGGAGCUUUGUAAUGCGUUCAUCAUGACUUACACGGAUCUUGUCAUGAACGUAAAGGAAGCCAAAAGCAUUUCCGCCUCGCUACCGACCGAUGUUAUCAUACUUCUUCGACCACUUCAAAAAGCGAUCAAGGAAACCAGUCAACUGAUACAAACAUCGCCCUGGUCUUUCUUGGCGACACCACAGACGAACGGCAUGUCUAACGGCUCAUAUAUUUUACCGUCAACGGCGUCACAAGUCCAGCUUCCCAUGACGCCCCAAAGUGCUGCACUCGGGCCUGCCGUGCAAGCAACUGUACCCUCCACUCCUCAGAGCGCUUCCUACAACGGCAUGUUCAGCGGUAACGUCUUCGAACGAGCUGAUCACUUGCUAUCUAUGAAUGGAAGUUCAGUCAGCUCAUCACGCAACGGAACCAUGACCUCGAGCCUUAGCUCUAGCGACACGAUGACAUCCGCUUCCAGUAUCACCCCCCUGCAAUCUUUCGGAAGUCGCUUCAACAAUAGUGCCAAUAAAAUGACCUCCUAA